CUUUUGACGUUUCCCUCCUCCAUUCCUCCCUAACCACCUCCUAUCCUAACGUCAACCAAAACCUUAAUCCAAAAUUUCUAACAAAUCCUAUCAUCAUCUUGACCCCUAUGUCUUUGAAAUUUCCAGGUAAGUUUUUCAGUUUUCGCGUUUUCAUUCAGACCAAACACGGUUAAGAGGAAUUCAUUUUAAGGCAUUUGCAUCUCGGGAAAAAAUUUUAAGCGUGCAGAAAAAAAAAUUUCUUCCGUUUUUUGUUCCUCUGUUUUUCUUGUUGCUCUGUUAAUUUCCUUGGAAAAUCUUGUUCUGCAUUGAUUCUCAGCCUGUUAUCUUCAAAGAGGUUUUUUCUUUAGCUAUGAAUCUUCUUUCCCAUUUGUUGUUUUGUCUCGUUUUCUUCUCUUUCGUCUUCAACCCCGUUCAUGUACUGAGCGGCAGCUCUGAAUCGAACUCUGUUUCGUUUAUCUUGAGUUGUGGGGAUUCCAGCGGUGGCGCUGAUGCUGAUGGGCGGAAGUGGGUUCCGGACACUAAGUUUCUGGCUUCCUCAGGGAAAUCCAUUUCGGCCACAGCACAACUCCAAGACCCUUCGCUGCCUUCUCCCGUUCCUUACAUGUCUGCUAGGAUUUUCACAUCAGAAUCCACCUACCAAUUCUCUAUUUCUCCUAAGAAUCGCCUCUGGGUCAGACUCCAUUUUUACCCAUCUUUUUACAGUGCUCUCAAUGCUUCCGACAGCUUUUUCUCGGUCACUGCCGGUGGCUUCACUCUCCUUAACAAUUUCAGUGCCUCCACCACAGCCCAAGCUCUCACACAGGCUUAUAUCAUCAAAGACUUCUCUCUCAUGCCCCUGGAAUCUGGCCAUCUCAAUAUCACAUUCAAGCCUUCUCCAAAUCACAAUGGAUCGUAUGCUUUUAUCAAUGGGAUUGAAGUAAUUUCCAUGCCGGAUAUAUUUGGAUCCGCAACUAUGGUUGGGUACUCCGACCAGUCCAUGGAUGCUGCCGGCUCUUCAUUGCAGACCAUGUAUCGGUUGAAUGUUGGUGGACAGUACAUUGCAGCCAAUAAUGACUCUGGGCAAAGCCGGACAUGGUAUGAUGAUUCCCCAUAUCUGUAUGGGGCUGCCUUUGGGGUCACUUCUGAAGCUGAUAGCAAUGUUACCAUUCAAUAUCCUUCGGAUGUGCCUGAAUAUAUUGCCCCAGUUGAUGUGUACAGAACAGCAAGAACAAUGGGUCCAGACCCAAAGAUCAAUCAGAAUUAUAAUCUGACAUGGGUGUUUCAGGUUGAUGCCAAUUUCACAUACAUUGUCAGGUUUCAUUUCUGUGAGUUUCUGCUUUCCAAGAUCAACCAGAGGGUGUUUGAUAUUUAUGUUAACAACCAAACAGCACAGCCAGCUGCUGAUUUGAUUGCUUGGGCUGGAUCAGAGGGAGGGCCGGUUUACAAGGAUUUUGCUGUAUAUGUUAAAGAUGAACAUGGUGAUGAACAACUAUGGGUGGCAUUACACCCAUCUGUAUCAAUGAAGCCUGAAUUCUAUGAUGCAAUUCUCAAUGGAUUGGAGAUCUUUAAGCUUAACGACUCAAAUGGGAAUUUAGCAGGUCCAAAUCCUGUGCCAUCACCCAUGCUGGUUAAGGCUGAGGAGACGAGGAAUUUCGCCUCACCAGAGUCUAGUGACAAUGCUCAAGUCAUAGGUGGGAUUGCUGGAGGAGCUGCAGGGCUGGUGGUCGUUGUUGCAGUUGUUGCUGUUAUAGCUUUCCGAAGGAAGAAAAUGCUUGACAGAAGUGGUUCCAGGACAAGUGGGUGGUUGCCAGUUCAUGGCAGCUCUGGCACAACAGCAAGCAAGUCUACUCUCUCAGGCAAGAGCACUGCCAGUAGCCACUUGUCUUCCAUGGCGGCAGCUCUUUGUCGGCAUUUCACGUUGGCAGAAAUGAGGCAUGGUACCAAGAACUUUGACGAGUCACAGGUAAUUGGGGUUGGAGGAUUUGGGAAGGUUUAUAAAGGGGUUGUGGAUGGGAGCACAAAAGUUGCAAUUAAAAGAUCAAACCCUUCUUCAGAGCAAGGUGUUCAUGAGUUCCAGACUGAAAUUGAGAUGCUUUCAAAGCUGAGACAUAGGCAUUUAGUCUCUCUUAUUGGUUAUUGUGAAGAAGAUAAUGAGAUGAUUCUGGUUUAUGAUUACAUGGCCAAUGGGACUCUGAGGGAGCAUCUUUAUAAGAGCGAUAAACCUCAAUUGUCAUGGAAGCAGAGGUUGGAAAUUUGUAUUGGAGCUGCCAGGGGACUUCACUAUCUUCACACUGGGGCCAAGUACACUAUCAUUCACAGGGAUGUGAAGACUACGAACAUUCUUCUAGAUGAGAAAUGGGUAGCAAAAGUUUCAGAUUUUGGGCUCUCAAAAACAGGCCCUGAACUCAAUCAAACUCAUGUUAGUACAGUGGUUAAGGGCAGCUUUGGGUACUUGGAUCCUGAGUACUUCCGGAGACAACAAUUGACAGAAAAAUCUGAUGUUUACUCCUUUGGGGUAGUACUUUUUGAGGCAUUGUGUGCAAGGCCAGCCCUCAAUCCCAGCCUUCCUAAGGAACAAGUUAGUCUUGCAGAUUGGGCGCUACAAUGCCAAAAGAAGGGAAUUCUCGAGGAAAUCAUCGAUCCCCAUCUUAAGGGAAAUAUCACUCCUGAGUGCUUGAUGAAAUUUGCAGAGACUGCCGAGAAGUGCCUGUCUGAUCAUGGCCUUGAGCGACCUUCAAUGGGCGACGUACUCUGGAACCUUGAGUUUGCCCUCCAAUUGCAGGAGAAACCCCAAGGAGCAAAAAUUGAUGUAGAGAAGGUGAAUGCCGACAUCAAUGCAAUGCAUAGAAGCAUGUUGAGCAUUGAUGAGGAGAGUGCAGUUAGUGAGGAUACUGAGGACUUAAGCACAAGUGAAGUGUUCUCACACAUGGUGAACCCAAAAGGGAGAUGAGGGUAAAUUAUGCUUGUUCUAUCUCAUUGUAACACCUUUAAAUUUUGAUCAAAAUGUUAAGAAAACCCAUAAAAACUUGUGUCAAGGGAUUCAACAUCUCUGUGAAGGUGUAUC
This is a messenger RNA of Vitis riparia (riverbank grape), 3043 nucleotides long. Its product is annotated as receptor-like protein kinase ANXUR1. Gene Ontology annotation, biological process: protein phosphorylation. NCBI's taxonomy places the organism in Eukaryota, Viridiplantae, Streptophyta, Magnoliopsida, Vitales, Vitaceae. The record is from RefSeq and is a predicted model, not a curated record. Gene Ontology annotation, molecular function: ATP binding; protein kinase activity. The transcript has a single exon. Bases 350 to 2929 code for a protein of 859 amino acids.